Messenger RNA from Leishmania mexicana MHOM/GT/2001/U1103, 252 nucleotides. RefSeq lists its product as hypothetical. The transcript has a single exon. The record is from RefSeq and is a predicted model, not a curated record. NCBI's taxonomy places the organism in Eukaryota, Euglenozoa, Kinetoplastea, Trypanosomatida, Trypanosomatidae. The coding region runs from base 1 to 252 and encodes 83 amino acids.
AUGUUUCAGCGAACAACACUGCGCUGCUACAGCGCUCUCGUCGGCCAGGCGACGCCGGUGCUUCUAGGCAGCAAGGGCGGCACGCCAAAGCGCAAGAAGAACCCAAUGCAGCUCCGUCGCAAGACGUACGGCCUUCACUUCAAGGAGCGCUACCUCAAGCUGGAGGAGUGGUACUUUUGCCCUCUCUGCGCAGAGCCGAAGAAGCAAGGUGAGUGGUGCCGACGUGAGGACUGCCGUCAAAUCAAGCCAUAA